AAUUAUCCGCGACUCGCUCUAUAUCACACGAGGUUGCAAGACCGAAGCGAGGAUGUAGAUGAUCUGGCCUGGCCCAAAAACAGAGUGGUGUAUAGGCCAUAUUCUUCGGCUAGGUAAUCUACACUGUGACCACCUGAUGGAUGGCUUGGAUCUAUUAAGCGUGUGCCGUGAGAUCACAUGCAUCUAUGCUCGGAUCGAGUUUUGUUUGAGUCAAGUUGAUUUUUUUUUUUUUGAGUUUUUAAAUUACGAUCCCCUACUCCCGGAAUAAUGCUUGUCUUCUAUUUGUAUUUUGCAUGCAUGCACGUGCCAUGGCCCACCUACGUACCCACAGCCGCUGGAUGAUCUCAAGAGACUAUCUCUUCUCUCAAAUCCAGCUACCACACCCCGAUUUCAAAAUCCUGCCGUUGGUUACCGUGGGCCAUCUUUGACAAUGGCGGAGGACGGAGUAAAGGUGACCGGAAUCCGGCAUAUAGUCCGAUUGAGAGAGAUGCUCCAGAAAUGGCAGUCGAUCAGCCUUAAUCCGAAAGCUCGUGGGUCGGAGAAGCCGUCGGGGAUCCCUCCUUCCAUCAACAAGCGUCUGAAGAACUCAGCCCAUAUCUCCGAUUCCGAAGAGGAAAGCUGCCCCAGCCCUGACCACCUGCCGGACAUCCCCAAGGGGUAUUUGGCGGUCUACGUGGGGCCGGAGCUGCGGCGAUUCAUCAUCCCCACGAGCUAUCUAAGCCUCCCGGUGUUCAAGGUGUUGCUGGAGAAAGCAGAGGAGGAGUUUGGGUUCGAUCCCAACGGCGCCCUCACGCUCCCCUGCGAUAUCGAGACCUUCAAAUACAUCCUCCAGUCGACGAAGGGCGUGGAAUACAAUGAAAGAAAACAGUCAGGCUUAGAAGAGGAAUGACAACACGUGGGUUUGUAUAGAGCUACUGAUUUAAAAGGGUUGCAGAUGUAAUUGAGGCCACUUAAUCAAUCCGGUUGUUUAUCUGUUUGACUCAAUGUAGACAUCUUAGUUAGAGAAUUUUUGUGAGUUAACUUCCGCCGGAGCUCCGCCAAUGUGCCUAUGUGUCAGAAUCCGUCUAACGGGAUCUGACCCACAUUUGUCAGAGAUCAUGAGAUAUUAUUCAUCCAUUUCUACUAAAGACUCUGUAGCCAUGUGCUGGCUUCAUUACUUAAGUAAUAUUAAUCCUCUUUUGUCGGCCAUAUUAAGGAAA
Magnolia sinica is the source of this 1199-nucleotide messenger RNA. RefSeq names its product protein SMALL AUXIN UP-REGULATED RNA 54-like. Lineage: Eukaryota; Viridiplantae; Streptophyta; Magnoliopsida; Magnoliales; Magnoliaceae. Bases 431 to 889 code for a protein of 152 amino acids. Gene Ontology annotation, biological process: response to auxin. The transcript has 2 exons. The record is from RefSeq and is a predicted model, not a curated record.